AGUGUAUUCGUUGAUAUAUCGCAGAUCAGUUCUUAAACCUUUCUUCCAUCAUGCCACUCAUUGCAAACCCCAACCUGUCUUUCAUGUCUCGAUACGUGCCGCAGCUGGCUGCCCGCCGACUUUGUGGAAGGACACUCCCCGCGUUUCCCAGUCUCACCCGACAUGCCAGCAGCUAUCAAACACCUCAACUGGGCAGCUUUACGCUGCCAGCGGUUAAAAAUGAAGAAAUGCGAGACUAUGCUCCUGGAAGUGUAGAUAGGCGGAAGCUUCAGGAAGCUCUGGCAGAGAUGCGUGAGCAGUUAUUGAAAGAAGGACCAUUCAAGGUUCCAGUUAUCGUGAACGGUGAACAUAUUACAACAGACAGCGUGAACACACAAGCCCUACCAUUUGAGCACAGGACAACACUCGCAUCAUUCCAUGAGACCGAUGCCUCUACCUUGCGGAAGGCGAUUGAUUUGGCGUUGAAAGUCAAGCCGGAAUGGGAGGCAAUGCCCUUUAAUGAUCGAGCGGCAAUUUUCUUGAAAGCUGCAGACUUGUUGGCAAACAAGUACCGCUACAAACUCAUGGCUGCGACCAUGCUUGGGCAAGGCAAAAACGCAUGGCAGGCGGAAAUUGAUGCAGCUGCAGAGCUUUGCGAUUUUUGGCGCUUUAACUGCCACUUUGCUGCCCAAAUAUAUGCGGAUCAACCGGUCAAAAACAGUGCAACGACGUGGAAUAGAAUGGAAUACCGUCCCCUGGAAGGUUUUGUUGUUGCUUAUUCACCCUUCAACUUCACCGCAAUUGGAGGAAACCUCGUGAGUGCUCCGGCACUCAUGGGCAAUGUUGUGCUAUGGAAGCCUUCUCCAAUGGCAAUGUAUUCCAACUACUUGGUGUAUGAGAUUCUGAGGGAGGCUGGACUUCCUGAUGGUGUCAUUCAGUUUGUACCGGGGAAUGCGGAGUUCAUUGCAAAGGAAGCGUUCAGUCACCCAGAAUUUGCAGGACUGCAUUUUACCGGUAGCACUGCUGUGUUUAAGCAUCUGUGGAAACAGAUCAGCAACAACAUUGAUGUCUAUAAGUCAUACCCACGCAUUGUUGGCGAAACCGGGGGCAAGAAUAUGCAUUUUCUACACAAGAGUGCGGAUGUCAGAAGUGCUGCAUUGCAGACUAUUCGGGGAGCUUUCGAGUACAACGGACAAAAGUGCAGUGCCACCUCUCGUGUCUAUGUACCGGACAAUCUUUGGGAUGAGUUUCGCAACAUUCUGGUGGAUGAGACAAAGGCACUGAAGAUGGGACCUGUUGAUGACUUCACCAACUUUGUUACCUCGGUAAUCAAUGAGCACUCAUUUAACAAGAUCACCAGCUACCUCAACGAUAUCAAAUCUGGAUCUGAUCCUAAGACGAAAAUCCUUGUUGGAGGCAAUUCAUCCAGCACUGAAGGUUAUUAUAUCGAGCCCACAGUAAUCGUCACCGAGAACCCACACGCCGUGACAAUGAAGCAGGAAUUGUUUGGCCCCGUUGUCACCGUUUAUGUUUACCCCGCCGACAAGUUCGAGGAAACGCUCGAACUGGCGGAAACCACGACACCUUAUGCCCUUACUGCUGCACUAUUCGCCCAAGAUCGGGAGGCCAUAGUUACGGGUAGCAAUGCUCUACGUCACGCGGCCGGUAACUUUUACAUUAAUGAUAAGUCUACUGGAGCUGUAGUUGGUCAGCAACCAUUUGGCGGAGGCCGUGCUUCGGGGACUAACGACAAAGCUGGAUCGGGAUUGAACCUGCUCCGAUGGGUGUCACCGCGGGUUAUUAAAGAAACGUUUGUCCCACUCGGAUCCGUAGCGUACCCCUCCAAUGUGGCUGAUUUCAAAAGGGAAUAAGCAAUAAACAUAGAACCAGCUGUACACUUUUAGUCAUUCUCCGUUGCUUCUAGAUACUCUGUAAACGAAAUGCAGUGUGUCUUCCUGUUUCACGAUAACUAUCUAUUCCCAGUAUCUUUCACAGA
This is a messenger RNA of Spizellomyces punctatus DAOM BR117, 1975 nucleotides long. Its product is annotated as 1-pyrroline-5-carboxylate dehydrogenase. The transcript has 12 exons. Gene Ontology annotation, molecular function: L-glutamate gamma-semialdehyde dehydrogenase (NAD+) activity. Gene Ontology annotation, cellular component: mitochondrial matrix. The record is from RefSeq and is a predicted model, not a curated record. Bases 51 to 1850 code for a protein of 599 amino acids. Lineage: Eukaryota; Fungi; Chytridiomycota; Chytridiomycetes; Spizellomycetales; Spizellomycetaceae.